ACGUACAACCCUUCAAAGCGCAAAGACAAGACACCACCUACCACUCCUUUCCGAGUUUUCUCAAUUUUGUCUUUUAAAUUUCUGGUGUCAGAAAUUGGUUGGUGAAUUGUUAGAGAGAGAGUACUUCAGUCCCUACUCAGGCCCAUUCUCACCAAAACCCCCAACUUUCCCUUCCGCCAAACCUCCAUCGAUUUUAAGAGACACCAAUUUAGAUAACAACUCUCAAAAGACUAAAGAGAGGUUUUAAAGAGAGAAGAGAGAAGAGAGAUGGCCCAAGUGAGCAAAAUCUGCAGCAAUGGAGCUCAAAGCAUCAACGUUUUUCCCAAUGUUUCCAAACCACAAAUACCCAAAUCCUCCAAUUUGCUCACAUUGAAGUCACAUUUUCUGGGUUCAUCAAAUUCUUUGAGUUUGAAGCUGAAAUAUGGGUCUGUGGGCAGUUUUACGGUUGGUAAAGUCAGGGUCGAUCCGCUUAGAAUUGCAGCUUCAGUUGCCGCGGCAGAGAAGCCGUCGACAGUUCCGGAGAUUGUGCUGCAACCCAUCGAAGAAAUCUCCGGCAACAUAAAGUUGCCGGGUUCCAAGUCGUUGUCGAAUCGGAUUCUGCUUAUUGCUGCUCUCUCUGAGGGAACAACUGUUGUUGACAACUUAUUAGAUAGUGAUGAUAUUCAUUAUAUGCUUGGUGCAUUGAAAACCCUUGGGCUGAAUGUUGAAGAGGACAAGGUAAACAAGCGAGCAGUCGUGGAGGGUUGUGGUGGUCGGUUUCCCUUGAGUAAUGAAUCGGUAGAUGAAGUGCAACUAUUCCUUGGAAAUGCUGGAACAGCAAUGCGGCCAUUGACUGCUGCAGUUGUUGCUGCUGGUGGACAUGCUAGGUAUGUACUUGAUGGGGUGCCUCGAAUGAGGGAGAGACCAAUCGGAGACUUGGUUGAUGGUCUUAAGCAGCUUGGUGCGGAUGCUGAUUGUUUUCUUGGAACAAACUGCCCUCCUGUCCGUGUGAUUGGAAAGGGAGGCCUUCCAGGGGGGAAGGUGAAGCUCUCUGGAUCAAUUAGUAGUCAGUACUUGACUGCUUUGCUUAUGGCAGCUCCUUUGGCUCUUGCAGAUGUUGAGAUUGAGAUCAUUGAUAAAUUAAUUUCCAUUCCGUAUGUGGAAAUGACUUUGAAGUUGAUGGAACGCUUUGGGGUCUCAGUGGAACACAGUGAUAGCUGGGAUCGGUUUUUGAUCCGAGGAGGUCAAAAGUACAAGUCUCCUGGAAAUGCAUUUGUCGAAGGCGAUGCUUCAAGUGCUAGUUACUUUCUAGCUGGUGCUGCUGUCACCGGUGGGACUGUCACUGUUGAAGGCUGUGGGACAAGCAGUUUACAGGGAGAUGUAAAGUUUGCUGAAGUUCUUGAAAAGAUGGGUGCUAAAGUUACCUGGACAGAGAAUUCUGUUACAGUUACAGGACCUCAACGACUCUCUUCCGGAGGCAAACACUUGAAAGCUGUUGAUGUUAACAUGAACAAAAUGCCAGAUGUUGCCAUGACUCUUGCUGUAGUUGCUCUUUUUGCCGAUGGUCCAACUGCCAUAAGAGAUGUGGCAAGCUGGAGAGUGAAGGAGACGGAAAGGAUGAUUGCCAUUUGCACUGAACUAAGAAAGCUGGGAGCAACUGUUGAAGAAGGACCAGAUUACUGCAUAAUCACACCGCCAGAAAAAUUAAACGUGACAGCAAUAGACACGUAUGAUGACCACCGAAUGGCCAUGGCUUUCUCUCUUGCUGCCUGUGGAGACGUUCCAGUUACUAUCAAGGAUCCUGGUUGUACACGAAAAACAUUCCCCAAUUACUUUGAAGUCCUUGGGAGGUUCACCAAGCAUUGAACAACAGUUAUAAGAUGUGUAUCUGUAGAGAGAGAGAGAGAGAGAGAGAGAGAGAGAGAGAGAGAGGAAGAGAGGGAGGGAUAUCUUUGUGCCUCUACAACCAAAGCAGUGCAGAUGGAAGCCGCCCCUUUUUAGAUCUCUCUUUAUUCCCCUGUAAUUUUGGAUGAUUUUAUAUUUGCAGGUUGAGCUCAUUGUUGUUUCUAAGGUUUGUGAUCUGAUUUCUACUCAAUAAUAGUGAUUUAUGACUUGGUUCUUGGA
Pyrus x bretschneideri (Chinese white pear) is the source of this 2103-nucleotide messenger RNA. RefSeq names its product 3-phosphoshikimate 1-carboxyvinyltransferase 2. Bases 268 to 1845 code for a protein of 525 amino acids. NCBI's taxonomy places the organism in Eukaryota, Viridiplantae, Streptophyta, Magnoliopsida, Rosales, Rosaceae. The transcript has 8 exons. Gene Ontology annotation, molecular function: 3-phosphoshikimate 1-carboxyvinyltransferase activity. The record is from RefSeq and is a predicted model, not a curated record. Gene Ontology annotation, biological process: chorismate biosynthetic process; aromatic amino acid biosynthetic process.